UAGUAAUGGGAUAUAUCGGAGCUGUACGAAGACGGAAAGUGGCUGAGAGGGAGAGAGAGAUAGAGAGCUUGGGCAAAGCUGGUUCGGUAGGACAGGAAAAGAGAUCGAAAUUUUGCGCAGAGACUUUUAGAGAGAGACAGAGAAGGGGCCAUAAUUGAUCUGUGAACGGCGAUUCCACAGUUUGAUGGCGGCCUCGAUCAGAUAUGUUGUAUUGAUAUGUAUAUACACCACGGCGUCUUGGAUUGGAUUUGUAUCUUCAUCAUCUGUAUCUACAUCCACCUGUCCUCUUCAAUCGAAUACGUUUCUUCACGAUCUGCAGCUUCAAUGCCCCCAUACGAUCUCUGCGUUUUCGCCUAUUGAGAUGGAUGGGGAAUCCCUUGACCGAACUUUGAGCUCUAGUACGAAUAUAUAUACGUCUGUUUUGUUCUAUGCCUCUUGGUGCCCUUUUUCAAGCGGUGUUCGAACAAAGUUUGCUGCCCUCAGUGCAAUGUUUCCCCAGAUCAAACAUGUAAUGGUUGAACAAUCAUCAGCCAUGCCCAGUGUUCUUUCUAGAUAUGGAAUCCAUAGUUUGCCUUCAAUACUGAUUGUUAAUGGGGAGACAAGGAUUCGGUAUCAUGGUUCAAAAGAUCUCUGCUCCAUUGUUCACUUCUAUAACAGAGCUACGGGACUUGACCCAGUGGUGGAUUUGACUGAAGAUCUAGUGAGCUAUUCACAAAGCAGCCACAAAUUAACUCAUCCUUGGAAAGGAAACUCUGUGAAGGAGAUAUUGAGGAGGGAACCUUAUCUUGUUUUCUCAGCGCUGUUCCUCUUCUUAAGGGUAUUCCUAUUUUUCUUCCCUGAGAUAAUAUCUCGAUUAAUUGCUUUGUGGGUUGCUUACGUUGCACAUCUACGCGUUGGAGUCUUCGGAGAGUCAAGCCAGCUUUUAGGGCGUGUUCUUCACUUGAUUGAUGUAAAGAGAGCUUGGAGCAAGCUGAAGCUGUGUAAAACCCGAAACUUCCAUAAUGGAGCUAGGAAUGCUCGGGUGUGGGCAUCAUCCUUGGCUUCCGUUUCCUUGGGUGAGACUUCAUCAGCCAGAUCUUGUGCCUCGGGAGACUCCUAGAACUCGUAUGUUUUCACUUCCACCUUGAACUGAGGCAAACAUCGACAAACUUUUGACUUGGACUGGGGGACGCAUACUUAAUAUGUCACGGAAGGUUUUCAGUUUUUGUUAGUUUAUACUUGGUGUUAAAACGCAUAUCAUUUCAUUUUGCCUUGGAUUUUCUAUAUAUCCAAAGACCCGAACGUGUUUGUUGCUUUGCGAGGGAUGCAAGAUAAAAGCAAAGUUGUAAAUUUGAGAAUAGUUAUCGGUUUCUGUAUGUAUAUUAUGCUAAGUCAUUGGCAGGACAUGUCUCCUUAAUACACUGACUGACAUCAAACACAUUUCACUCAACAUUGUAUUGCAGAAACCUUUGAGCC
Diospyros lotus (date-plum) is the source of this 1455-nucleotide messenger RNA. RefSeq names its product 5'-adenylylsulfate reductase-like 5. The transcript is spliced from 4 exons. The record is from RefSeq and is a predicted model, not a curated record. Bases 185 to 1099 code for a protein of 304 amino acids. Lineage: Eukaryota; Viridiplantae; Streptophyta; Magnoliopsida; Ericales; Ebenaceae.